AUGGCCAUGAUCAGGAAUAUGAACAGCAACAGAUGCUGGCAGGGAUACAAGCCGGACUUGGCGGAAAUCGCCAGCUUUGAUAAGGCCAAGCUGAAGACACAGGAGAGGAACAGCCUGCCGACCAAAGAGACUAUUGAACAGGAAAAGAGGAGGGAAAUGUCCUAA
Acomys russatus (golden spiny mouse) is the source of this 165-nucleotide messenger RNA. Its product is annotated as thymosin beta-10-like. Gene Ontology annotation, biological process: actin filament organization; regulation of cell migration. NCBI's taxonomy places the organism in Eukaryota, Metazoa, Chordata, Mammalia, Rodentia, Muridae. Bases 1 to 165 code for a protein of 54 amino acids. The record is from RefSeq and is a predicted model, not a curated record. Gene Ontology annotation, cellular component: cytoplasm. The transcript has 2 exons. Gene Ontology annotation, molecular function: actin monomer binding.